AAUCUUGGUAUUCAUAACUUCUACUUGUCCACAGUGGACUCAGGAACUAUUCAACACUUUUUCAGGGGAAAGACCAUUUUAGUCACGGGUGCAACGGGCUUCUUAGCAAAAGUUUUUGUGGAAAAGAUACUAAGGAUCCAACCAGAGAUAAGAAAAAUGUAUCUUCUCUUAAGAGCUUCAAACGAUGAUUUAGCCGCCAAUCGUUUGCAAGAUGAGAUCAUUGGGACAUAUUUGUUUAGAGUGCUACGAGAUGAGUGGGGAGAAGAUUUUGAUUCUUUCAUGUCAAAGAAGGUUAUAGUCAUCCCGGGAGAUGUUUCUUUGGAGAACUUGGGAUUGAAAGAUGAAGAUCUUAAAAAUGAGAUGUUGAAAGAGAUAGAAGUGCUUGUCAAUUUUGCUGCAUCUACCAAAUUUGAUGAAAGAUUUGACAUCUCGAUGGGUGUUAAUACAACGGGGGCUUUGAAUGUCUUGAACUUCGCAAAGAGUUGUCAUGAAAUAAAUGUUCUUCUCCACAUAUCAACCGCAUACGUGUCUGGAGAGAUUGCGGAUGGAGAAGCUGUAAAAGAAAAACCAUUUGAGAUGACUCAAAGCCUGAAAAAGAACUCAAAAUUAGACAUACAUGUAGAAAUGAACUUGUUGGAGAAAAAAUUGGAUGAGCUUCGAGCAAAGAAUGCAAGUGAAAUCACCAUCAAAUAUGCAAUGAAAGAUUAUGGACUCGAAAGAGCAAAUUUAUAUGGUUGGCCAAACACAUACGUGUUCACAAAAGCAAUGGGAGAGAUGCUUCUGGUUCAUUAUAAGGAUAAUGUGCCAUUAAUCAUAAUACGCCCCACCAUGGUAACUAGUACCUACAAGGAUCCUUUUCCUGGUUGGAUCGAAGGUAUAAGGACUGUUGACAGUGUGAUAUGUGGCUAUGGUCAAGGGAAAUUAGCAUGUUUUCUUGGUCAUCCCAAGACAAUUUUAGAUAUGAUACCAGCAGACAUGGUGAUCAAUUGUGUGAUCACAGCAAUUGUGGCUCAUUCAAAUCAAGUUUCUAAGAAUUUCAUCUACCAUGUUGCUUCUUCAUCGAGAAAUCCUCUCAGAAUUUCAGAUGUUAUUAACAUUACGUUUCACUAUUUUACCAAAUCUCCUCUCAAAAGUAAAAAUGGAACACCAAUAAUUGUUUCCAAAAUGCAACUAUUGACAAGUAUGGCUGCUUUCCAGAGUUAUAUGAAGAACAGAUAUGUCUUGCCACUAAAGGUGUUAAAUGUGGUCAACGAAGUGUUUUGCCACUUCUUCCAAGAUGUUUAUGAUGACAAUUUCAACAAAAUCCAAAAAGUGAUAGGACUGGGAAAAAUGUACAAACCAUACGUAUUUUUCAAGGCUGUAUUUGAUGAUACAAACACAGAAAAUUUACGAAGGGAAACAAAGAGACAUCUUAACAAGGAGGCUGUGGGAUUAGGCUUUGAUCCCUACAGCAUUGAUUGGACGGACUACAUGAUGAACACUCACAUUCCUGGCCUCACCAAGUAUGCAUUAAUGAAGUAGGAUUGUUUCUAUUUAAGCUGUUUUCAAAAUAGAAAUGUCCUCUACAAUGAAUGGGGCUAAUAUGCAGCUUUUUCCGUUUUCAAUAUCCUUUAUUAUUGUGUCACUCAAAAUCUAUGGACACGAUUUAUUUGAAGAUGACAAAGACUUGGGAAGACGCUCCUGACUAUAUUCUAGCCUUAUUUCUCAAGAAAAUGAAGUUUUUAUAUAUAU
Messenger RNA from Lotus japonicus, 1731 nucleotides. Its product is annotated as probable fatty acyl-CoA reductase 4. The transcript is spliced from 10 exons. Gene Ontology annotation, cellular component: intracellular membrane-bounded organelle. The coding region runs from base 157 to 1521 and encodes 454 amino acids. NCBI's taxonomy places the organism in Eukaryota, Viridiplantae, Streptophyta, Magnoliopsida, Fabales, Fabaceae. Gene Ontology annotation, molecular function: alcohol-forming very long-chain fatty acyl-CoA reductase (NADP+) activity. The record is from RefSeq and is a predicted model, not a curated record. Gene Ontology annotation, biological process: suberin biosynthetic process; long-chain fatty-acyl-CoA metabolic process.